UUUCCGCCUCUGCUCUGCUGCUCCUUCGACCUCUCAAAUCUCUUGUUCUCUCUCUGCAGCUUCCAUUCGCCUCAUUGACAAAACAAAGGCCUUUCUUCUUUGUUUCAGGCGUAGGUGAAGUUGGUGGAGUGUGGUGGGAGUUGUGGAGUCUACAAUGGCUGGGAUUGCGGUUGACGAUUCUGGGGUGGGAAGAUCUUUGGAGGGGGUUUCAGGUGGGCAGCAGAGGUGCCAUUCAGGUGAAGCAUUGGCAGAAUGGAGGUCUUGUGAGCAGGUGGAAAAUGGAAUGCCAUCGACAUCGCCUCCUUACUGGGACACCGACGAUGAUGAGGAUGGUGGACCGAAACCUUCUGAGUUAUAUGGAAAGUAUACAUGGAAGAUUGAUAAGUUUUCACAAAUAAACAAGAGAGAGCUUCGGAGUAAUGCUUUUGAGGUUGGAGGCUAUAAAUGGUAUAUUUUGAUCUACCCACAAGGUUGUGAUGUCUGCAAUCAUUUGUCUUUGUUUCUUUGUGUUGCUAAUCAUGACAAGCUUCUUCCAGGAUGGAGUCAUUUUGCUCAGUUCACUAUAGCUGUUGUGAAUAAAGAUCCCAAAAAGUCCAAGUAUUCGGAUACAUUGCACCGAUUCUGGAAGAAAGAACAUGAUUGGGGAUGGAAAAAAUUUAUGGAGCUAUCUAAAGUGUUAGACGGUUUUAUUGACGCUGACACCCUAAUAAUAAAAGCUCAAGUUCAAGUUAUCAGGGAAAGAGCAAAUCGCCCAUUCCGCUGUCUAGACUGUCAAUACCGUAGAGAACUUGUCAGGGUUUAUUUAACAAAUGUUGAACAGAUAUGCCGACGCUUUGUGGAAGAACGACGAGGCAAGCUUGGGAAGUUGAUAGAGGAUAAAGCUCGUUGGUCAAGCUUUCGCUCUUUCUGGAAUGGAAUGGAGCAAAGCUCCAGGCGCCGCAUGACCCGUGAAAGGACAGAUUCAAUACUAAAAGUUGUUGUGAAACACUUCUUCAUUGAAAAAGAAGUUACAUCUACUCUGGUGAUGGAUUCAUUGUACAGUGGGUUGAAGGCUUUAGAAGGCCAAACAAAGGGAAAGAAAACUAAGGGAAAAUACAUGGAUUCAGAAGAGUUGCCGGUUCCAAUUGUUCGCAUGGAGAAAGACAUGUUUGUUUUGGUGGAUGAUGUAUUGUCACUACUUGAGAGAGCUGCUUUGGAACCUUUGCCUCCAAAGGAUGAGAAAGGUCCUCAAAAUCGAACGAAGGAUGGAUGUUCUGGAGAGGACUUCAACAAAGAUUCAAUUGAACGUGAUGAAAGGCGUCUUACUGAACUUGGUCGUCGAACAAUUGAAAUAUUUGUCCUGGCCCAUAUCUUCAGUAAGAUUGAAGUUGCAUAUCAGGAAACUGUUGCCUUGAAGAGGCAAGAGGAACUCAUUCGUGAAGAGGAGGCAGCCUGGCUGGCUGAAAGCGAGCACAAAUCUAAACGUGGAGGUGAUAAAGAAAAGAAGUCGAAGAAAAAGCAGGGCAAGCAAAAACGAAAUAACCGCAAAGUAAAGGAUAAAAUGAGGGAUGAGAAAUCAAGUAUGUUGGUGCAGGACAAAGCUGAAGAAGAUAUCCUUACUGAUGAGAGGAAAGGUUACACGACUGAGGAGCCUGAAAUGGUGCUUGAAAAGCCUGAUGGAAUUGAGGAUGUUUCGGAUGUGUCUGAUUCUGCAGAUUGUGCCCCGGAAGCACUGCAGCCUGAUUCAGAAGACAGAGACACUAGUCCUGUCAAUUGGGAUACUGACACAUCAGAAGUACAUCCUCCCACUGAAGCCCCUUGUCUUUUGGCUGUCCAGAAUGGAAUGGGAGAAAGGAGAGGUACAUCUGUAAUGGACGAUAGCUCUUCAACGUGCUCUACAGACUCCGCACCUUCAGUUAUCGCGAAUGGGUCAUAUAAAGUGAAUCCUUCUUCCAGUAAUUAUCAGAAAUCGCCUAGCAGGCGGAAUGAGCGAAACAAGGCAACCCUUGAAGCAGCUGAUCGGUCUCAAGAGACUUCUAGUCAUCGUUCUGAUGGUGUGUCAGAUGUGGCGCUGCUGAAUGAUGCAUCUAGAAGUUGCAAAGCUGUUGAAUCUGGGUCUCAAGCUGCAGUUUACUCACAGGAUCAGAUGAAAUGGUCUAAGCAGCACGAGUUAAAAAAGGAUGAAGAAGUAUCUUCACAUAGAAAACCUGGGGCAAAAGAUGAGACCGAUGCACAAGGAUCCUCCCCAGAGAAGAAAACAAGUGUGCGGUCCCCUCCCAGGAGCCCUCCCAAGCAUAUGUCAUCUGUGGUUGAUCUAAGGUCAGAGUCAAAGAUCAACACAUCUGUUGAGCUUACGGUUCAAAAGAAGCCUUCAGACAGCCUGAAACUCACUGAUGAAUCAGUCAGGGUAAUGCAUCCAGCUGAAGUUGCUGUCACUUCGCAACCCGGUGUCCAUAAGACUGUACCUCCAAAUCCCUCUGAAAAGAAGCUCUCUUCUCAACAUGUGCCUGUGGGAAGUGAGAAGCCGUUGACACCACAAAUGCCUGUGAUGUCCAGACCAUUGAGUGCUCCUCUCAUUCCUGGUCCUAGGCCUGCUUCCCCAGUUGUUUCCAUGGUUCAAACCCCACCUUCGUUGUCACGUUCAGUGAGUGCUGUAGGUCGAUUAGGUCCUGAGUCGUCGACAACAUCCCAUAACUAUGUGCCCCAGUCUUAUCGAAAUGUGAUGAUGGGUGGCCAGGUUCCUGGUAGUGCCGUUGGCUUUACACAACCUCAUUCUCCCACUUCAGGGAUCAACCAUUCACAUUCAUACUCCCAGUCUGCGACCCUCUUAUCAAAGCCUUUGUUUUUACCGCAUAGCUCCGAAAGGAUGGAACCAAAUAUUAACAAAUCGAGCUUCUCCUUCGGAAUGGUAAAUCAUGACAUAAUGCAGAAUGGACAGCAGUGGAUGGAAGGCCCUCCGAGGGACGUAAAUGCUGGCGUAUCUUCUGAUCAUUUGAUGUUAAAUGACAUCCGGAACUUUGAGUUGUACAAGCCUCUUCACAGCCGGUCUCAGGAUCACCUUCCAUCUGAAGUUCCACCCUGCACAUCAGGGCGGCAGACCCAUGGGGUGUUGGCAGACGAAUUCCCGCACCUUGAUAUCAUCAAUGAUUUGCUUGACGAUGAGCAAGCUAUUGGGAAGACGGCCGCAGCAAGUUCUAGUUUUCAUACUUUCAGCAAUGGGCCUCACCAUCUGAAUCGCCAGUUCUCGUUCCCUGGUGAUAUUGGCAUGUCCAAUGAUAUGGGCCCAUCGACGAGCUCUUGUAGAUUUGAGAGGACGCGAAGUUAUCAUGAUGAUACCUUCCAUCGCGGUUAUGGCUCUUCUGGGGGACCUUAUGAUACACUCAGGGAUAUGGUUCCUACGUCUAACUUACGACCUUAUGUUAAUGGGCACAUUGAUGGUCUAAUUCCUAACCAGUGGCAGAUGGCUGGUUCUGAUAGAUGCUAUAUGAAUAUGGGGAAUAUGGAGGGUGAUGGUUAUCCAUAUCACAUGCCGGAUUACUCAAAUCUCGCAUCCGGUGUCAAUAAUUAUACUGUUUUCCGUCCCUCAAAUGGACUUUGAAAUGGCAACUGCAACAGAGGUGGCCGGAGAAUUUCAGGGCUAUUUCUGUUGUAAUAAUGUAUCUGAGGAAAGUGUUGGAUUAGAUUUGGAGUGAGUUGUAACUCUUUGCUAAGAAACAUUUUGUAAAGAGUGAUUUUCCUUUCAUUUGUUUCAAAUCCUUAUGCAAAUUUGCUUUUUCUCUU
Coffea eugenioides is the source of this 3759-nucleotide messenger RNA. Its product is annotated as TNF receptor-associated factor homolog 1a. Gene Ontology annotation, molecular function: protein binding. The coding region runs from base 155 to 3577 and encodes 1140 amino acids. Lineage: Eukaryota; Viridiplantae; Streptophyta; Magnoliopsida; Gentianales; Rubiaceae. The record is from RefSeq and is a predicted model, not a curated record. The transcript is spliced from 13 exons.